ACCGUUCCAGGAUGAACCUCACCCUGCUCGAUCGCAACUUCACCGCCAACGCGUCCUUCGACUGCGACGCGUCCUCGAUCGUCCCCGAGGGGAUCGCCUCGCUGCGCUUCCAGGUCCUGAUCUGCCUGGCGUACACCACCAUCUUCCUGGUGUCGAUCGUCGGCAAUACGGCGGUCUUCCUGGUGGUGCACCUGCAGCCGCGCAUGAACACCGUCACGAACCUGCUGAUCGCGAACCUCGCCACUGGCGACAUCCUCAUGACCAUCUUCUGCAUUCCGUUCUCGUUCAUCUCGAUCUUCGUGCUGCAGUACUGGCCGUUCGGCGCGCUGAUCUGCCGGAUCGUCAACUACUCGCAGGCGAUCUCGGUACUGAUCUCCGCGUACACGAUGAUCGCGAUCAGCGCCGAUCGGUACCUGGCGAUCAUGUGGCCGUUGAAGCCGCGGCUCACCAAGCGGACCACCAAGAUCUUGAUCGCGCUCGUUUGGAGCGGUGCCCUGCUGACCGCAGCCCCGAUUCCACUGUUCUCAUCCCUAGUUCAACCGAUCGACUACUACGACCAGUGUGACCUGUCGAUCUGCACCGAGGUGUGGCCCGAUCCGGACUCCGACCACAGCUACUCCGUCACCCUGAUGACGCUUCAGUUCGUCCUGCCCCUCGUGGUCCUCAUCUUCACGUACGUCCGGAUUGCGCUCAAGGUCUGGGCGAAAGCCCCACCCGGCGAGUCCGUCAAGCAGCGCGACCUCCGCCUUCUCCAAUCCAAACGCAAGAUGAUCAAGAUGAUGAUCACCGUCGUGGCGGUCUUCACCGGCUGCUGGCUGCCGUUCAACGUGUUCAUGCUGGUGCCCCACCUGGAUCCGGAGUGGCCCCCACUACCCUACCUGUGGUUCCUGUUUCACUGGCUCGCGAUGUCCCACAGCUGCUACAACCCGAUCAUCUACUGCUACAUGAACGAAAAGUUCCGGCAGGGAUUCAAACUGUUGGUUCGGACGGGGAAGGCGAGGCUGGGUGCGGUGGUGGGGGGAGGUGCGAGGCUGAGGGACAACCGGAAGCGAAGUGAUGUUAGCACCAGCACCGAGUUGAGUCAUCUGUACCCGAGCACGAUGAUAAGUACGAUCGGGGGGAGUCGGGAGUGGGGCGGUAAGGCGUGGGUGUGA
Molecule: messenger RNA, 1154 nt
Organism: Culex quinquefasciatus (southern house mosquito)
Lineage: Eukaryota; Metazoa; Arthropoda; Insecta; Diptera; Culicidae
Product: RYamide receptor
Exons: 1
Coding region: 12-1154 (380 amino acids)
Biological process (GO): neuropeptide signaling pathway
Cellular component (GO): membrane
Molecular function (GO): neuropeptide Y receptor activity
Source: RefSeq, a predicted model, not a curated record